Molecule: messenger RNA, 6426 nt
Organism: Pyricularia grisea
Lineage: Eukaryota; Fungi; Ascomycota; Sordariomycetes; Magnaporthales; Pyriculariaceae
Exons: 2
Coding region: 1-6426 (2141 amino acids)
Biological process (GO): proteolysis; meiotic chromosome separation
Cellular component (GO): nucleus; cytoplasm; mitotic spindle pole body
Molecular function (GO): protein binding; cysteine-type endopeptidase activity
Source: RefSeq, a predicted model, not a curated record
AUGGCAUCCACUCCUCAGGCGCAGGCGGACUCAGUCCUAUCUGCAGUCUCAUCCAUAUCAACAUGUUCAUCGGCUACUGUCGUUUUACUCAGAAACCUGCUUGUACCAAAUGACGCGGCUAUCCCUACGAAACCUUCGGCCGCAAACGAGACGCGCACGACAAAGACUACCCGAACAACGAAGGCCUCGAGCGCGAAAACUCCAGCCAAGAAGACGGAAAAGGGUGCGCCGGACGGCUUAACCCCAAAGGAACGCGCAGUGCUCGCCACCAAGGUCGUGAAUGCGACCUUGAAGACACUCGGCGAUGCUGCAAAACCCACGCUCGCGGUGGCGGCACAGCCGGCGGCCGAAGCUCAAGGUCUUGCCAAGAAGACUUCCCGGGCUGCACUGCGACGAUCGAGCUCUGCGCCAAUGACGCCUCUCAAUCCACGAACCCUGAACAGGACCUCUUCCUCGCCGACGAAGCCAGCAGCACGGCCAACCUCUUCGUCAUCCGCAACAGCAACGGCCCGAUCCAAUGGGUGCCUGGCCGUUGUGGAAUGCGCGCGCGUAGCUUUCACUGCACUUAGGGGGCUUCAGGCUGCGGGAGAGACGAAACUACCUGAACUACAGUUGGAGAAUGGCCUGUCUGCGCUCGCAAGUCGACUAGUCGCAGUUGGGAUGUUGGAUCAGGCGGUCAGAGAGCUUCGUCAUCUCAAGCAGCGAUUAGACUCUCUGUUGGGAUUAUCUGCUACAGCUGCCCCUGUUCCUAAGAAGAAAACUGCAAGGGCCGCACAACCUGAAGUGGCAGUCCCAGUUGCCCGCGUGUCAGACAUUCUUGAUUUUGGUGGGAUCCAGGUCAAGGACGCCGGACCGAUCACUGAAUUGGUUAUAUCGACGCAAUUGUUGGCCCUCAGGGUACUUUCUCUAAUGAAGAAGCCGCAGCACACUCAACCUGCUGUUGAAUAUCUCAAAGAUUCGACCAAAGUUUCGCCUCUUGGCUUGUUGCUUGCAUCCGUGGAAUGUGGUCUCAAAACCUCUGACAAGGCCGCUCGGCAGUUGGAGACAUUCUCUCAGCUCCUACUGUCGCUCGCGCCGAGUGUGUCGGGCAAGGCCGAUGCUGAAGCAUGCGAGCCACGCCUAAACAUCUCUCCAUCGGCCGCGUUCGAGGUGCAUGUCCUCGGACUGGAAGCAAGGACGCACUGGUGGAGCUUAGCUGGGCACAAAGGGGACGUAGACAAGGACAUAAUUCAGCCGUUAUGGAGGUGUCUUGGAGCUUAUGUGCGAAGAAAGCCAGCCGCGGAUGAGUCGCUGUAUCUCAGUUGUGCAGACGCCGUUCAGCGUGUUGUUCAACUGGCCAAGAACAAAGGGUUCAAGCCGACCGAGUCCUUCAAAUCACCUUUGGCAAGCUUGUACCAGGCUCUCGGGGCUAUGGCAAGGGAGUCACGACAGUAUCAGGAGGCGACCAGCUGGAUCAAACGAUUAAAGGGACUGUUGCAACCUAGCGAGGACUCGGACACCAGCCGCUGUUCCGUCGCGGCCCUACUCCUCUCCAUUCAGCUAAAGGAUGCCGAGCAGUAUGCCGAGAGCGAGAACCUACUACGCGAAGUACUGGACGGUAUCCAAGGCGUACUCAAGGGGAACACCAGUGACUUGGAGAGCCUUCUCACAAAUGUAAAUCUCGCCAGAAGAUCGGCGAUGAACGCAUUAGUAGACGAAGUUCCAAUACCGACUACUUCAAAAGGACUGAUGGAAGAGCUUGUUCUCCAGUGUCCAAAGUUUUGUCUGAGAUGGCUAGGAAAACCCAUACCGGCCAGUGGAAGCACCAAAGAUUUUGUGAGCUACGAACAAAGGCGGCAAACGCUAGCUACUAUGUUGCAACAUAUGCUCGACUCGGCAUUUUUGGUGAUCAAGAUUCUUUUGGACGAAAAACGAGUCUCAUGGACGCAAAUGGACUCCAUCCUAGCUGACUGCCUCACGAUUCUCGAAUACAUGGGUGAUGCAGCACCCAAGCCUGGAUCUCCAGGCAACUCAGCCUAUGUCAAAAUGUCACUCUUUCAUUGGAUUCACUACAGCACGCUUGUCGAAUCUAGCAAAGAUCCCAAAGACCCAGAGCCACUCAGAGCACUUCGCCGAUCCAUCGAGUGCGUCAAGCAUCGUCCUGCAGCUGAGAAGGAAAAGACGCAGUUUGCAACAAAACUUGAACGCAUGGCUGAGCUUUGUCAAUCCAUGGGCCGCAUCAGCGAGGCUCUUGGGUCACUUCAGACACUCAGAUCAGCAUUGAUAGAUGAUGGGGCACUGGAUGAGGUUGUCGAAGUCUCGACAAAUCUACCUCCUGCGCUUGCCUGGAAGUGCAGUGCUAAGACAGCCAAUCUUUCACGAAUCUUAACAUCUAUCGCGAAGCUGGAGCAGAUUUGGAUAGACUGGUCAGUUGAUAUGACCGAGCCGGAACAGCUGGCUGUCCGGGAGCAUCGAUUACACUUCAUCCUCAUGAAAAGUGACCGUAUGCUUCCCACCAUGACAGAUAAAACUGUCGAAUCACUACUCACCAAAUAUUACCCCACGAGACAUCCAAUAUGCCGCCUGCGAACGCUGUUAUGCCUCUUUGUCGUUCACCUCGACAGCUCGGAUGAGCUCACGGCAAUAGAGUCUCAAAUUGAGGCUGUCGUCGGCCUGAUUAAGAAGUCUGGCUUCGGAGAAGACUCGGCUCUGAGUAGCUAUAUGGAGCAUUACAGGGCCUAUUACAAGUCCCUUUCGGCCAUGAAAUCCCAAACGCCUGACCUCGAUCGUAUUGAGCAGUCCAUACAUCAGUGGAAAACAAUCGCUGAAACAUGCUCAACACCCGCUGACUUGGACAGUCGCAUCGACGAUGCUUCACACCUUGUUCGUCACCUACAGUCCAUAAUAGACUUUUCCAAGACAAUGGGACAGGAUUCUCUCCAGCUCUCGGCUCUCGAGCUUGUAACGAAAAUUUCGGGGCUGCUGGAAGACUCUGAUACAGACACUCGACUUGCAUCCAAUUCUAGACUAGCACUGCUCUAUGCCAGUACCGGUCGAUCCUCUUUGGCACAUAAAGCUCUCGAAGCUGGCUUGAAGUUUACUCAAGAGAAAGAGGUGAUCUCUCGGGAGAGCGUCGCAAAUUUUCACCUUGCUUUUGCCGAGUUCCAAUUGUUCACUGGAAACUUAAACGAGGCAGAGGUGCAUUUCAAGCAAGCUCAGAAACAUGCUACAGAUAUAUCCAACAAUCAAAUCGCCAGGUCUCAGCGUAGAGAUCUAAUAACAUAUGCAUCGCUACUACAGUCCAUGAUAGCCUCUAAGAAAGGCGAGGCGCACCACGCGCUGAUCCAUGCAAGGGAAACGGUCCGUAUUCUCUUUCGAGAAUGGACAAAACUUGAAAGAGCUGCGUCGGGCUCAUCGACAACGGAUCAAGCAAACGAAAGCCAAGGCAGUAUAAGCCUCGUGACAUCCGUGGCUGGUGCUCCCAGCUCGGCGUCUGGGGAUUCGACGGUCACUGCUGGACCGGAGUUUUGGAAACUUUUUUACCCACUGUUUCGCAGCUUGUCUCACUUGUCUUCUGUUUACGCUCACCUGGGAAUGUUUCAAGAAACCGUCUACUAUGCAGAACAAGCACAAAAGCUUGCACAGACCACAGGUGCCAGGCUCUACUUGGCCCAAUGCGAGUCCUGGAUGGCUUCCGUGUACUUGAGAGCAGGCAAGCUGCAGCGAUCGCUCGAGCUUGCUAAUUUGUCGAGCUCCAAGCUUCUUAGUAAUGACCAGUCAUGCACAGCUGUGGCCCUGGCAUGUCAGCUCGGAGGACUUUACCGCGAUCUGAAGGAAUUUGAAGCAGAGCUCAGGAUGAUCCAACGCGCCGAGGAUACAUUGGUCGCCAUCGAUAGGGAAAUUGCCGAGGUGGUGGAGAAGGAGGCUGAAGAUGAAGAUCAAGAUCAGCCCUCGUCAAGGGCGCGUAAAGGCGCUGUCAGAACCGCCAAACUUCCGAUCAGGGAGAAGCCAGCCGCGAGACAAACCACCCGAAAGGCUGCUGCAACCACGACAACUGCGCGCAGGACAACCAAAAAGGCACCAGUGGCAGUCGAGAGCACGACCACCUCAUCAGUUCCUGCGCCGUCAGAGUCCACCGACAUCAUCAUCUCUACCCUGAAGGCAUCUGUAGCAGUGCACAAAGCGGUCUCGUUUGUGAACAAAAAGGAUUGGAAUUCCGCCAGAGAGACGCUUGAAAAGUCUCAAGCCCUAACAAAGCUGGCGAGGGGCAAACUUGGAGAAAUGCUGGCGCAAGCAAUGUGCCACUUUGGCCAGUGCCAGGAGCAAAUGACGAGGGAUGCGGUUUUUUCAGUCAUACAGGACUCGACGUUGUCGUUUCCUGCAGUUUGCAAAAGUGCAUCCGAUCGCCCGUCGCCUGCCAAACCCACACAGCCGCAGAAAGGGAGGUCUGCCGUCAGUGCUGCCAGCAAGCGUCACCCUGACUUCCUCGUUAAUCUACAAGCCGCCCACGACUGUCUUGUAGAGGCCCAUUCGAUUGCUAUUGUUUCUGGAGAUGCGGCCAUGGUCCACCGGAUAGCUGUAAUGCUACAAAGCACCGUGCUUAUUCUCUCUGCGACGGGCACAUCAAAACCUCGCCUUCUGGGAUCUCAAGAUUUGGCAACCUGCUCCGUUGAGGCGGCACAGAAUCUUACAUGGAGGAGGGAGCGCAAAGCGUUGCUCCUAGAGAAGCACGCAGUCAGAAACGAAGCACUCGAGUGGCCGAUGCCAGUCAGCCUGGGAGAUGCUUCUCCUGGUGGACGUCUGAGUCUGGCCCCCGUUGCGGAUAUGAGCCGCUUUCAGCGUGACUACAUUGACAUAAUCCCCAAGGACUGGACGGUGAUUUCGGUCUCGCUCAGUGACAACAAGCACGACUUGUGUAUUUCCCGGCUUCAAGCUGGACACACUCCUUUUGUCAUUCGUCUCCCCCUCGAGCGGGCAACUUCCCGAGACACAGAUAACGAAUCGUUCAAUUACCAGACAGGCCGUGCUGAGCUGCUCGACAUCAUUGAACUGGCAAACGCGAGCUGCCACGACGCUCGGGACAUGUCGGCCAAGGGCGCCAAGAGUGCUUGGUGGGCUCACAGAGAGGAACUGGAUGAGCGCCUGAAGAAUUUACUCGACAACGUCGAGCAGGUGUGGCUCGGUGGCUUCAAGGGGAUAUUUUCACAGCAAAAGCGCUGUUCGGAGCUGCUCGCACGGUUCCAGAAGAGCUUUACUCACAUUCUGGACAAGCACCUGCCAUCCAGAAAGCAGGUCUGGGGCAAAAGGUCAAAAGCGGCCUCGGCUUCCGCAUCUACGGCCAACAAGGUUACGCUUGAUCCACGAAUCCUAGAACUCUUUGUGGGUUUGGGCGACGUGACUGAUCCCAACUGUGCUGAUCUUGACGAUGCUCUGAACGACCUGCUCUACUUCGUCGUGGAUAUCCUGCAGUUUCAUGGCGAGCCAAAUGCCUAUGAUGAAAUUGACUUUGAUGCAAUGAGUGUCGAUGCAUUUGACGCUCUGCACUCAUAUUACACGGCGAUGCAAGAGAGAAACGACAGAAAUGGCUCAUCUGAGAAUCGAAAGGCCCAUACGGUUCUUGUCUUGGACAAGGCUUUACACGUGUUCCCGUGGGAAUCCUUACCUUGCAUGGAGGGUCAUGCUGUCUCUCGUGUACCCUCCCUCGAAUGCCUCAGGCGGCUGCUGCUCGAUAGAAAAAGACCAAAGACGACGACGGAGGACCACUCGAACUCUCCUGUGAGCGGGAGGCACGUCUCCAGAAACUCAGGCACAUGGAUCCUCAACCCUGGUGGUGAUCUCAAGACGACACAGACAACAUUCGAGACGUCUCUCGCGUCGUCUCUCGGAAAGCAGAGCAACUGGCACGGCAUGGUCGGGCGCGUCCCCACCGAGUCCGAGUUCGAAGAGGCGCUACGCAGCAGGGACAUCCUGCUCUACUUUGGCCACGGCAGCGGCGCCCAGUACAUCCGCGGCAGGACAGUCCGCCGUCUCCAGGGUGGCUGCCGGGCUGCGGUCCUGCUCUGGGGCUGCAGCUCGGCGUCGCUGGCCGAGGCGGGCGACUUUGAGACGCACGGCCCGGUGUGGAACUACCUGAUGGCCGGCUGUCCGGCCGUCACGGGCACACUGUGGGACGUGACGGAUCGCGACAUCGACCGGCUGGCCGUCAGGGUCUUUGAGGAGUGGGGCCUGGUCGGCGAGGGUGUAUUCAAGGAGGAGGCCAAGGUCAAGAGUGGCAAGAGGACGGCCGCCGCUGCAGGCGCGGGCAGGGAGGUGGCGCCGGCGGCGAGGGAGCCCCAGACCUCGCUGGUGCAGGCCGUGGCCAAGGCAAGGGAUGUUUGCAGGUUCAAGUACUUGACAGCUGCGGCGGUUUGUGUCUACGGCAUACCUGUGUACUUGGAUGAUGAAUAA